Messenger RNA from Mytilus trossulus (common blue mussel), 7169 nucleotides. RefSeq names its product scm-like with four MBT domains protein 1. The coding region runs from base 327 to 3950 and encodes 1207 amino acids. NCBI's taxonomy places the organism in Eukaryota, Metazoa, Mollusca, Bivalvia, Mytilida, Mytilidae. Gene Ontology annotation, molecular function: histone binding; chromatin binding. The transcript has 16 exons. Gene Ontology annotation, biological process: negative regulation of DNA-templated transcription. The record is from RefSeq and is a predicted model, not a curated record. Gene Ontology annotation, cellular component: nucleus.
UUCAUGACUUGUUUAUUUCAGCAAGAAUAAUUUGGAAGAAUAUCAAUAUCAUUUCAUUAGUACCAUAUUUAAAACAGUUGGAGUGAUUGAUAACAGCAAAAUGGAAAAUAUUGUAUAAUGCAAAUGAGGCAAUACUAAUUAUAAAUAUAGUAUCGUUAUUGCAAAUACUUUUUAUUUGGUUAUUAUACGCGGAAAAUUUAUCAUUCAUUUUUACUCUAGUCUAAAAAUAGAACCUCGAAAGUAUUAUUUCAUAAUUUAUCUAUAGACCUUUUAAAUAUGGAACCAGUAUUAUAGGUAAAGGUACAUAAAUAAAUUAAAAAGUUAAAAUGGAGGAUAAUGGUGAAAUUGAAUCUACAGAAUUACCACUUACAGUCACCUCAAGUGGAGAUAACUCUAAAAAUCAAAAAGAAGCUGUAAAUGUUUCAAGUAUUCCUCAAACAUUCGAGCAGAUUCCUGUUGAAAAUGUUUCAUUACCAAGCCAUUUACCUGCAUACACAGAUAUUACUGCCACUGCCAUACAAAAUGUGAAUAAUGUUCCUUCUUCAGAAGACAUUAGUUUACCACUACUUCAACUUCAACCUUCUAAUAUGUUGCCAGGUGCCAUAACAACCAUUGGACUUCCUAUUGAUCCACAUUUGGUGCAAUUAACGCCAAGCACCAGGAUUACAAAUACUAUGGUUUUACCACAUGAGCAGUCUGAACUAGUAGAAAAAUUAUCAUCGGUGCCAAUUAUGUCUGCAAGUUCUACAGAUUUGCCAAGUAUAGCAAAUUGCAUUUCAGUUGGAAUGAUUGGGCAGCCAUUAAUGUCUGUAGCAUCAGCAUCUUCUGAUACUUCCCUAACUUCUCAAAAUUUGCCCAAUAGCUCCAAAGAACAGAAUUUAGAUCUCACUGAAAAUGUUUGCCAUACUGCCAUGGAUCAAGACUGUACAAAUAUUGAUACACUGCAAACUGGAAGUGUUUCGCAAAACGGUAGAGAUAGUGAAAAGGUAUGUGAUGUUACAAACCAAGAGUCUGCUGUUGAUUCAAUGAAGACUGAUAAAACACAAACUGUUGGUUCAGAUGAGGUUGAUAAUAAGUGUAUAGACAGUUCAACACAGCAUCAAAAUGACCCUGAUAUUAUUGAAAAAAUUGGUUUCAGUGUCCCAAAUGAAAAACUUGAUACUGAAUUUUCUCCAAAAGAUAUUACGAAGGCAGAUGACAUGGAAGUUGAGAAUAUAAUGGAACAGAAGAUUAAAAAAGACAAUGAAAAUAAAGAACAAGCUAUAUAUGAUGUUACAGAUUCUGCAGGUGUUGACAAAGUAAAACAAAGUCAGUUUCUUACAACAUGUGAAUUGAAAGAAACAAUCGAAGAGGAAGAAAGUAGCAGAGAUUCUUUAGUUGAAACAAAGGAUGUUACAAAAAGUGAUGAAAAGAAAACAAAUAAAGGUGCAGACACUGUUGAUAAUGAAGAAGCAGAAUUUAUAUGGGAGAAACAUUUGGAGGAGACAAAUUCAGUUUCAAUUCCUCCAACAGCAUUUAAACACGUUGAGUACAGUUUAGAGAGUGGAUUUGUAAAAGGAAUGAAAUUAGAAGUGCCAAACAAAUGUAAUACAGAUACAUACUGGGUAGCUUCAGUACUUAUGACAUGUGGACCAUUAUUACGAUUACGAUUUGAUGGGUAUGAGGAUGACAACUCGGCUGAUUUUUGGUGUGACCUGAUGACCUCUGAAAUUCAUCCUAUAGGAUGGUGUGCUCAGAAUAACCAAAUUUUACAACCACCAGAAGCAAUCAAAGACAAGUUUGAUGAUUGGAGAGAUUUUCUUGUGCGGUCAUUAACUGGUGCCCGUACAGCCCCUUCUUAUCUUUUAGAUAAGAAUACAGGAAUAACUCCAAUAGAUCAGCUCAAACAAGGCAUGAGAUUAGAACUCCAGCAUCCUAUCAAUCCAUUAGAAGUUUGGGUAGUCAAGAUACUGGAGAAUGUUGGUGGCCGUCUGUAUCUGAGGUUUGAAGGUGUAGAAACUGCAACCCACGAUUUCUGGCUAUUCUACUUAAACCAUAGACUGCAUCCCAUUGGAUGGGCUAAAGCUCACGGAUUCAGAUAUCUACCACCAAAAGAGUUGAUAAGUGAAGAUAGUGAGACAGAUUGGCCAGAAGUAUUGAAGACAGCUUUGAAAGAUGCUGAGAAAUUUGUUUUACCACUUGCCAUUUUUAAGGACCAAGAGGAAGUGAAUGAGCAUAAUUUUGAGAUAGGUUGGAAGCUUGAAGCUCUCAAUCCUAUAAAUAAAACACAGAUAUGUCCUGCGACUGUACUAUAUGUUUUAAAUUCACGUUAUUUUGUUGUUGAAAUUGAUGACUUGGCAAAUACAGAAGAAAUGUGUAGGAUAAGAUUCUCAUGUUAUUCUGGAUCUAAGUGUAUAUUUCCUAUGAAGUGGUGUCGGUCAAAAGGCAUAAAUGUUACUCCACCUAAUGGUUGGCCAAAGUCAACUCUUUCAUGGGAGGACUAUUUGGAUUAUUGUAAAGCAGAGGCAGCACCUAAUUCAUGUUUCCCUGAGAGAAAAUUUGACAAAGACAUUGAACCUGGAAUGAAAUUUGAAGCAGUUAAUCCAGAAAAUCCUAAUCAAAUAUGUGUAGCUACCAUAUCAAGAGUGUUUGAACCAUUACUGUGGAUUCACCUAGACAACAUCCCAUUGUAUGGUAGCAGCCAUAUUGAACAUUUUGAAUCACACAACUUGUUUCCAGUUGGUUGGUGUGAAAGUAAUGGGUACCAGUUGAAAACUCCAGUAAAGGUUAAGAAAUCUGCUGUUUUAUCAGAGGUUACUGAUUCAACAAAUGAGGUCUUACAUUCAAAACAAGGUGGAGAAUGGGUCAAUAAAGUAUAUUACAACCAUCAUUGUUUCUCUGGUCCCCAUCUGAGUAAGAGUAGAAUAGCAUCUUUACCAAAAUGUGUUGGUCCUGGACCAAUAUUUCUUGUGAUGAAAGAGGUGUUAUCCAUGCUGAUAAAUGUGGCUUACAAACCCUGCAGGGUGCUUAAAGAACUUCAGCUGGAGGGCAGACCUAAUUCUGAUAUGUACCAACAAAUAUUAAAAGCCAAGUACAAAGGAAAGAGUUACAGAGCAGUUGUAGAAAUAAUUCAGCAUGCAGACAAAUUACCAGAGUUCUGUAGGAAAAUAUGUACAAAGUUAGAGUGCUGUCCAAAUCUUAUCAGUCAAACCUUUAUAAAUGGAGAAUGUCCUGAAAAAUGCUCACAACUUACAAAAACUCAGUACACAUAUUAUAAUCCAAAAAAGAAAGUGGGUCGACCACCUGGCGGUCACACUAACUUAGAAAAUGGUCCCAAAAAGCCAGGAAAGAAGAAAAAGAAGAAACGAAUGAAAAUUCUUACCCAAGAAGGGGAGACAAAUGCAGAAGAAAAUGGCAGCAUUGCUGAUGGGGAUGGGGACGAGGACAAAGAAAGCGUAUCUAGUGAAACUAAAACAAUAGAAAGUGGAGAAAAUCAAUAUAAUGGUGAUCCAACAUUAAAAAGGAAAUAUGUUCACCAUAUUCCAUUGCCUUCAGAAAUCAAAACAAGAGGAGCUAAAUUACCUAAAUAUAGUUUUGAGAGAAAAACACAUAAGAAGAUUCCAGUACAAGACAAACAUCAUAUUCAUAACAAACCUCAUAAAAAGCAUCAUGUACAUGUAAAAGAAGAAAAACAGACAUCUCCCCAUACCUCACCUGUAAAGAAUGCUAUGAAACUGAGCAGUAAUCCAUUGCAUUGGUCAGUUCAGGAAGUUGUUGGCUUUAUAAAGGGAACAGAAUGUGCUCCAGUAGCAAGGUUAUUCAGAGAACAGGAAAUUGAUGGCCAAGCUUUACUUUUGUUGACUCUGCCUACAGUACAAGAAUACUUAGAACUCAAAUUAGGUCCUGCCAUUAAACUUUGCCAUCAUAUAGAACAGAUUAAACUAGCAUUCUUUCAGCAAUAUGCUAAAUGAUUGUUGGAAUGAGAUUUUGAUUUUUGAUUUUUUGUAUACUAACAUAUGAUGGUUUUGAUAUUAUUGAAGCUAUUGGGAAUUUUGUGGGUCUUUAUAUUGUUAAAUGAGUUAUUAAACUAAGGCAGAAAUCUAAAGUUUGCAUGAUGAAAUGAUGUCAUUUUAGAGGGAAGCCACACUCUGAAACAGUGCAAUUUCAACAGUUAUAAAUGCACAAAAAGUUUCUGUAAUUAAUCUACAUUUUCUUUUAAUUACUCAUCAUAACUCAAUCUGUCAAAGAAUUUAACUUUGUAUUUUUUCUCAAAUACAGGAUAAAUAUUUUGUCUGUCAUUUCUGUUAACCAAGUCAUAUCUUCAACAUUUGUGAUACCUUUUUGACUAAUGACACAGGCCUUAUAUAAUUGCAUUUGCUAUUUUCUAAAAUUUUUGUUCUGGUCUUCCUAAAUGAUAAUUUUUCAUCUAGCUCUUGCUACUGAAGAGUGAUGAGAUUUUCUCAGUUGUGUAUAGAGAAAAAAAACAAGAAAAUAAAUAACCCUUAAUCAAAUAUGAAAUGUUUACUGACAGUAGUACAAUAUUGUUUUUAGAACUCUGUGAUAAAUUUCUAUUGCUAUUUUGCAUAGACUGCAUGUUGUUAGCUCACCUGGCCCAAAGGGCCAAGUGAGCUUAUGCCAUCACUUGGCGUCCGUCGUCGUCUGUCGUCGUCUGUCGUCGUCCGUCGUCGUCUGUCGUCGUAAACUAUUUCAAGAAUCUUCUCCUCUGAAACUACUGGGCCAAAUACUUCCAAACUUUAAAUAAAUGUUCCUUAGGGUAUCAAGUUUAUAAAUUGUAUCCGAAGUUUUGAUCUAUCAACAAACAUGGUCGCCAUUGCUAAAAAUAGAACAUAGGGGUCAAAUGCAGUUUUUGGCUUAUAACUCAAAAACCAAAGCAUUUAGAGUAAAACUGACAUGGGGUAAUAUUGUUUAUCAGGUCAAGAUCUAUCUGCCCUGAAAUUUUCAGAUGAAUCAGACAACCCAUUGUUGGGUUGCUGCCCCUGAAUUGGUAAUUUUAAGGAAAUUUUGCUGUUUUUGGUUAUUAUCUUGAAUAUUAUUAUAGAUAGAGAUAAACUGUAAACAGCAAUAAUGUUCAGCAAAGUAAGAUCUACAAAUAAGUCAACAUGACCGAAAUAGUCAGUUGACCCCUUUAGGAGUUAUUGCCCAUUAUAGUCAAUGUUUAACCAUUUUUUCGUAAAUCUUGGUAAUCUUUUACAAAAAUCUUCUCCUCUAAAACUACUGGGCCAAAUACUUCCAAACUUUAACUGAAUGUUCCUUAGGGUAUCUAGUUUGUUAAUUGUAUCCGAAGUUUUGAUCUAUCAACAAACACAGUCUCCAUUGCUAAAAAUAGAACAUAGGGGUCAAAUGCAGUUUUUGGCUUAUAACUCAAAAACCAAAGCAUUUAGAGCAAAUCGGACAUGGGGUAAUAUUGUUUAUCAGGUCAAGAUCUAUCUGCCCUGAAAGUUUUAGAUGAAUCAGACAACCUGUUGUUGGGUUGCUGCCCCUGAAUUGAUAAUUUUAAGAAAAUUUUGCUGUUUUUGUUUAUUAUCUUGAAUAUUAUUAUAGAUAGAGAUAAACUGUAAACAGCAAUAAUGUUCAGCAAAGUAAGAUCUACAAAUAAGUCAAUUUGACCAAAAUUGUCAAUUGACCCCUUAAGGAGUUAUUGCCCUUUAAAGACUUUUUUCACAAUUUGCUCAUCAUGUUGACUUACUUUAAAAAAUCUUCUCCUUUGAAACUGCUGUAUCAAUUUCAGCCAAACUUAGGCUAAAUGAGUUUCAGAGUAUCUAGUAUAAAUUUUAUAUUUUAUUUCCUUGUAUGUCAAGAAACAUAGCUCCUAUGGCUAAAAUAGAACAUAGGAGAAAAUGAUUUUUUUUUUUUGGCUUUUGAAGAAAAUAGGACGAUCCAAAGAACAUUUAAAUAAAUUGAAAAGCCAAAAUAAUCAUUGAUGAGAGAUUUAACCAAAAGAAUUAAGGUGAGCGAUUCAGGCUCUUGAGAGCCUCUUGUUUUAUAAAGUUAUUGUUUGAGCAUUGUUUAUUUUUGUUUAAGAUAAUCUACUAUGUAAAAAUUGAGAUUUUAUUUUAAAUAAACAACUUGAAUCUUUAAUUAAAUGGUUGUUGCUAAAAUGUUGAUACCUGUUGUACAUAUACUAGAAUUGUAUUGAUUUUCUGUAGGUGUUAAAAUAUUGAAUGCAUUUACAUAAAAAACCUUGUAUAAAUUAUAUUUACACAUGCCUUUGAAUGAAGUUUUGAUAAGUUAAUAGACAAAUUAUCUACAUAACAUUUUGAAAUGAAAUAAAAUUAGCAACAAUCAGAAAUAUCACCAACUGCACAGCAAUACUAUUAUCUUUAGAUGUUAUUUUCUUGACUUAUGCUCCAAAUAUUUAUAUACUCAUUAUACAGUUUAGUCAAUUACCAGUAUCUUUAAUCAAUUUUGACUUUGCACCUUAGUUAUUAUAAAAACAAUCUUAAUCAAUGAAUUUGCCAAAUUAAGGUUUUUAGAAGAUUUUUUUAGCUUCAUAUACAUGGAAUGUUUAGGUGAUAAACAAUAUGUAAAAAUUGCUCAGUUAAUAUUGUGUUUGAAGAUUCCUGCUGUUUUGUUUAUUCAGCCAAAUUCUGCUGGUGGUAUGUUGGGUACAAAAUGAUUGUCACAUUCACAAUUUCUAAUUUCCUAUUUAAGUUUAUUUAAAUCUGUAAUGUGAAUAAUUUUCUAUUUGAUCAAGAUUUCCAUGCAGUCAUGUAAUUUGAGUUGAGACUAUUUUGUGUGUAAGUGCAUGCAUGAAUGUGGGUAUUUUUUUUUUUUAUAUUGAAUGCAUUUAAAACAUGUUUUAUUAGAAUGUGAUAUAUUUGUAUAUUACCUUGUGUAUAUGUAUAUUUUAAGAACAUGAAAUAAUGUGUUCAAAAGUGCUAGGAAUUAUGUAUGCAAUAGUACUAGGCAGCAGCCAGUGAGAAUUCCCUUCAGAAGUAUUUACUGAAAUACAUAUGUGUUAAAAUGAGAUUCGAGUAGGUUAAUAAUUAGAUGAAUUUAGUUAUUAAGAUGUAAUAUCUUAACAGUAAAAAUUUCACAUGAUUGUGCCCCCUGACUUUGAAUCUCAAUGCUAUAAUGUAAUAUCUGUAAUUUAUCCACAUUUACAUACAAAUGUCUUUCAAAUGGUCACAAUAAGAUCAAAUAAUGAAUAAAUCAAUGAAAUAACAAUU